This is a messenger RNA of Aedes aegypti (yellow fever mosquito), 5544 nucleotides long. Its product is annotated as guanylate cyclase 32E. The transcript has 16 exons. Gene Ontology annotation, cellular component: membrane. Gene Ontology annotation, molecular function: guanylate cyclase activity; protein kinase activity; peptide receptor activity. The coding region runs from base 1371 to 5174 and encodes 1267 amino acids. Gene Ontology annotation, biological process: intracellular signal transduction; cGMP biosynthetic process; receptor guanylyl cyclase signaling pathway. NCBI's taxonomy places the organism in Eukaryota, Metazoa, Arthropoda, Insecta, Diptera, Culicidae. The record is from RefSeq and is a predicted model, not a curated record.
GUGCGUAGUGUUGAUUCAGUAGGACGUGUGACUUCGCCGGGAUCGGACGCGUUUUUCAGUGGAAAGUGCUUCUUGGGACACGCCGUGAGUGCAGCAAGUGAAGUCUUGAGUGAUUCUUUAUUCUUUGGUUUUUGGUAGGGCGCGAAGGUGCAAUGAUCAAGUGAUUUGCAUGUGGUUGCUUACUUAAUUCAGAGUAAGGCGCAGACGAUUACCUACACGGUAGUUUUGUACGGUGCAGCAGUAAAGGAAAAGGAGUGCAAUUUACUUUCACCUGUCUGGUGCGGAUUCGAAGUGACACUGAUCAACGGUUUUUUUUCUUUGGUUGAUUGCCUUGGCAGUGGAGUUAGUGUCGUUUGUGUGCAAAAUUCACGAUCUUGACUUGGAUCUGGGCUAAUUACAUAUUGUCGCGAUUCACGCACGCACGCACGGGUUCAACGUUCUUUCGCGGGUGUUUUCGGCCCAAGCUUCGUUUUCGUGAAUCUGUUUUGAGUGGCGUAAAGGGAAGUAACGUGAAAAAUGUGCAAUAAAAGUGCUGAUUUAUUUAUAAAAUAAGAAGAUCAAACUGUCAGUUACAUUUGGUGGGAGCUAGAACGCGCUGUUUUUGCUGUAGAUAUGGUGGGCUGACGCUGUUAUAAUUGAACGCUAGUACGCGUCGUGGUGUUCUAGUUUUACAAUUUUAGUUUUCAUCUCGCACGCUGUCCAUGCUGCUGCUGUUGCUGCUUGUGUCUGUGAAUCGCGUGCGGGUUUUCGCCUUUUCCUUCCAUUGAGGAACGAAAAUAACCUUGAGUGAGGCGCGAAGUGAACGAGAUUUUCAAGUUGAGACUGGACAUAUCGGCUAGUUUUCCUGCACGCCAUAGUGAUUCGCAAGGCGUUUCACUAAUCGGACUUGUUCUGGGCGGAGUCCACAGGCUGCAAGUCAGAACACCUAACUGAAACUGAUACAGCUCAACUGGCCUGGAGGCCAUCGGCCGUAUGUGCUUGUAUUUAACUAGCUGGGUAGUGCAAUGAGUGCUGCAAAAUCAAUUAAAAUUAUAUCAAAUCGAGUGAAAUUAAUUAUGUGUGAAGAAAAAUGUUCGAUGGAAAUUGUGCUGGCGGGUUGAUAUCAAUUAAAGCCACAUAAAAAUGUCGAGUUGUGGCAGGGCAAUAAACGCACAACGGAAAUAAUCAGUGAUUGACGCCGGUUGCCGAAGAAAAGGUCGCCGUUGGUAUGAAAUACACGAAAAAUGUGCGAUUGCCUUAAAAUGUUAAAUUUUGUGCUUGGCUCUGGAAGUGAUAGUGUCAAUAGUGAGGUUCGUCGAGUGUCAUUGCUUUGGGAGGUCAAACCUCGCCGCGGUUGGCUGUGCGAUAAGACGUAAAAAUUGUGAAAUAGUAUGAAGCUGGAAGGCAGUGUGUCACCGAAAGAAGCAGACGAGGAAGCUAGUUAUGAAGCAGAAGACAGGGAGCCGAAGAAAUACCAUCGGGCGGUUGUUGGAAGCGACAGGUGGCAUGGUCAACAGUGCAGCAAUAAUCAUAAGUGUAAACGACACCAUUCUCCCGGUGCUAGGUGUGAAUUAAUGUUCGUGGCAGUUGUGCUGAUAAUUUUAACCAGCUUCACGGUAAUGAUUGGCGGUGAUGUCUUUACCGUUGGGUAUCUUACUGGUUCACAGCGACGCCCGGGAGAUCGAGAAUAUGCAAGACCAGGGUUGCAGAUAUCGGGCGCAAUAACACUAGCCAUGGAGGAGGUGAACGAUAUCUACUUCAGUAGGCAUGGCCAUAAGCUCCAGUUCGAGGUAGCGGAAACCUAUGGCGAAGAGGUAACUAGUAUAAGGAAAACAGCUGAUCUCUGGACAAAAGAUGUGAUAGGCUAUAUAGGGCCACAGGAAACUUGUAUUCACGAGGGCAGAAUGGCGGCUGCCUUCAAUCUACCCAUGAUUUCUUAUUUUUGUACCCACAACGAAACGUCAAAUAAAAAGCAUUUUCCUACGUUUGCCAGAACCAGGCCCCCCGAUUUGCAGAUAUCAAAGUCGGUUGUAUCGCUACUGAUUGCUUACAACUGGACUCAGGUUACUUUCUUCUAUCGGACGUCGGAAAACUCUGAGUACGAUGCGGUGGCGGAAACGCUGAAAACAACGCUCAAGACCAACGGAGUUCGAAUCAGGUCGACACGCACCUGGAGUACAAUCUACCAUCAUGGCUAUUCACCAAAUCCUUUCGACCGACUGGUGGAGGAAACUUUUAUAGAUACUAGAAUCUACUUGGUGCUGGGUCACCACGAUGAACAUAUCGGCCUGUUGGUAAGCCUGAAGCGCAAAGGGUUAUUGACCGCUGGAGAGUACUUUGUCGUGGGUGUCGACCUUGAACAGUAUGAUGCCGCCUUGCCAAAGAAGUAUAUGCACGGACUGCUGCAGACUGCACCGGACCAAGAUGCUGUUCCGGCCCUACAACACUACCUCGGAGUCGUUCCGUCGGCUCCCGUCAAGUUUGAAGAAUUCGCUGUUAAGGUUAACAAAUACCUGGAGCGACCACCGUUCAACUACCGCAACCCAUUGGUUUACUUCGGAGGCGUUAAACAGAUUCGCGCGGAGGCAGCUUAUCUCUACGACGCGGUCCAUUUGUAUGCUAAUGCGCUGCUUCGAGUCCUGCUAGCCGGCGAGAGUCCGAAAAAUGGAACCGCAAUUAUCGAGGCCAUCAAGGGUCGAGCUUACUUGAGCGCAAUGGGUUACCUGAUACAUAUCGACGAGAACGGUGAUGCUACCGGGAAUUAUACUAUCUUAGCCAGAAAACCCAUCCCUUCAGCUACCUCGGAGAGAGAAUACGGACUGUUCCCAAUUGGACGUUUUAGCACCCCAAAUGCUGACACGAUUCCGUUCCAGGUACAGGACAUAAAACUAUUUGAUGCCAUCGAUUGGGUGGGAUAUGGGCCUCCCGUUGCCGAACCUUACUGCGGCUUCCAAGGCGAGAAGUGUAUUAGUUACACCGGUGAGAUUUCGGCUGCCAUUGCCGGUGGCGCCCUGCUCCUGCUGGGUGUCGUCUCCCUGGUGCUCUAUCGAAACUGGCGCUACGAACAGGAGCUGGACAGUCUGUUGUGGAAAGUGGACUUUAAAGACAUUGAAAUGCACGAAAAUGAGAAGGAAAAUGCCGGCCAAAAAAUGACGAGGAACACUCACCCUCUGAUCCGAACCAGCCAGGUUAGCUUGAGCUCCAACCCGGACACGGACUUCCGUUACACAACGAUUUUCACUCCGAUCGGAAUGUACAAGGGCCAACUGUACGCCAUCAAAAAGGUCCGCAAGAAGAGCAUCGAUAUCACCCGGGAGAUGAAGAAAGAGCUGAAAAUGCUUCGCGACAUGAGGCACGACAAUCUGAACGCAUUUAUUGGAGCCUGCACGGAUCCACCGAACAUUUGUAUCAUCACUGAAUACUGCACGAGAGGAAGUUUGAAGGAUGUACUGGAGAACGAGGAUGUCAAGCUGGACAACAUGUUCACGGCUUCGAUGGUUGCUGAUAUUCUGCGUGGGAUGAUCUAUCUACAUGACUCUCCGCUACGAUAUCACGGGUCUCUCCGUACAUCAAACUGUUUGAUUGAUUCUAGAUGGGUGGUGAAAUUAAGCGAUUUCGGUUUGUUCGGAUUCAAACAAGGUGCCGAUAUUCAGGAAGAGAAAGAGAAAGCCGAGAGCAAGUGCGAAAAACUUCUCUAUCGUGCCCCUGAGUUGCUACGAGCUGGACCAGUUUCCUGCGUUUCUGGAUCGCCAAAAGGAGACGUGUAUUCAUUCGGAAUUGUUUUGUAUGAAAUCUUUACCCGUAAGGGUCCAUUCGGUGAAAUCGAAUGUACCCCUGCUGAAUGUUUGAAGCGAGUUCUGCAUCCGCUGGACCCGAACAAUCCCUUUCGGCCAGCGAUUCAACCGUUGGAAACUUCUUUCGACUGUGUUCGGGAAUGUUUGAGAGAAUGUUGGUCAGAAAAGCCAGACGAUCGACCAGAUUUCAAAACUAUUAGAAAUAAGCUGCGGGUUCUACGGAAGGGUAUGAAGCCAAAUAUAUUCGAUAACAUGAUGGCAAUGAUGGAGAAAUAUGCAACCAAUCUUGAACAGUUGGUCGAUGAGCGAACGGAUCAGUUGCAGGAAGAGAAGAAAAAGACGGAAGCGCUAUUGCUGGAGAUGCUUCCAAGACCAGUGGCUGAACAACUGAAAAGAGGGCAUAAAGUUGAGGCUGAAAGCUACGAUCUAGUCACGAUUUACUUUAGCGAUAUUGUUGGGUUUACAUCCAUGUCAGCGGAAAGCACUCCUUUGCAAGUGGUAGAUUUUCUGAAUGAUCUGUACACUUGUUUUGAUUCGAUCAUUGGGCAUUACGACGUUUAUAAGGUCGAAACGAUAGGAGAUGCGUACAUGGUGGUAUCAGGUUUGCCAAUUCGGAACGGAUUGACUCAUGCUGCUGAGAUUGCUUCAAUGUCCUUGCAACUUUUGGACGCCGUCUCUGAAUUUAAAAUUCGACACAGACCAAACGAUCGUUUAUAUUUAAGAAUCGGAAUCCAUUCAGGGCCAGUGUGUGCUGGAGUUGUUGGGCUAAAAAUGCCUAGGUAUUGUCUUUUCGGAGAUACGGUCAACACUGCUUCUCGAAUGGAGUCUACGGGUCUACAGCUAAAGAUUCACUGUAGCUUGCAAACCAAAGAAAUCCUGGAUUCUCUCGGAGGAUAUCAUUUCGAAGAUCGAGGAUUUAUUCCUAUGAAGGGAAAGGGUGAGCAAAGAACUUUUUGGCUCGUUGGCGAAGAUCCUGAAGCGAGAGCCAAGCGUACUCAGGAGCGCGCAGAAAGACGUGGUUCACGAGCGCUGAAUAAAUAUCUUGGAAUGCUCAAACAGUCGAACAACAGCAACGGUGUUCGAAGCUCGCUCAAAACCCGUGCAGUGAUACCACGAAGCUCACUGCCACGUUCAUCUAGUCUAGAAUCACCUAAGAGAUUGCGAUUUGCCAGUGGAUCCAUGUUGGAACAACACAGAUAUCACCACUACAGCGAUGACGCCCUGAUGGAAGUAGUCUCUGACGCCAGUACGCGGAAAUCCGACAAUAGCCUAGCGGAAACCGAGGACUUCACCUCUUCUUGCCCUUGCAUCGAUAACCUUGGACUGAAUACCGAACGGUUCCUUGCACAAUCUUGCCCUACGGUUACAACGCCAUUGCUCACUAACACAGUUGCUACUUAACAAGUGGUUUUAAUACCUAUUAGAAUAAGAUUAACGACCAAUAAUGUCUUCAUGUUUGUAAAACCGGAAACUCUGUGUAUGAAUUGUAUCUAGUCAUUGCAACUGUAUCAACAGAUAUAUGUUCGAUUCGAUGUGAUAAAUGAAUGUUGUUACCUAUUAAAUGCAAAACAAAACAGGAUAUCAGGUUUCAUUGAUUAAAUGGUUAUCUAGUAAAUUUAAUUCUCUAGAAUACUAAUACAGAAUGAUACAGGAAUGAAAAACCCUGGUACAGAUCAAAAUGAAACGAAAUACGUUAAAACAGAGUGGAAUAAACUGAGUAUGGGUCUAAACGUACUUUAAUAAAAGAGAAAAAAAUUGCAUAAAUGUAAAA